ACUCGUGUUUCUGUCAUCCCUUCUCAAAGCAUAUGACAGAUAAUCGACCCCUUGUAUAUGACAGGUUACGUGCACUAGGCUGAGUAUUUUCUUUUUCUCUUAUCCCUUUACAAUACUACUUGGCAUCGCCCCCAUGCACAUAAAAAGAAAGUCCCUGCCUACUUUGUAAAUGGAAAGCACGCCCAGAUCACUGACUGUUAUUGCCACCAUCAGCAGCAAUCGCAACCUGCCGUCCUCCACAGGUUUCGUGGGCCAGCUCAUCUCUCCCUGCCCGUGUCUCAGAAUAGCCCAGACGGCAUUGACCUACUGUGGGAUACCGAGGCCGAAUCCACUAUUUAGCAAUUUAACAGCUUUUUGUCACGAGGCCAUCAGAGGCAACCUAUUUCUAAUGAUUGCGAUCUGCGCACAGAUCAUAGCCGCGAGAGCCGUGUGGAGAAAAAGGGACAAGAGAAACAAAACCAGAGCUUGCAUAUACGAUGCUCAUAUUCAGACCCAAACUUGGAGACUCAGCCUCGAUUAGCUCAUGCAGUCUAUCUGAGUAAGCUCUUCAUAUCUCUCAAAGGAGAAAAUACCACCGUAAGAGAAAAAAAAAAAAAAAGUAAGCAAGAAAGAAGAGACAGAAAAGAAAAGAAAAGAAAAGAAAAG
Molecule: messenger RNA, 645 nt
Organism: Trichoderma asperellum CBS 433.97
Lineage: Eukaryota; Fungi; Ascomycota; Sordariomycetes; Hypocreales; Hypocreaceae
Source: RefSeq, a predicted model, not a curated record